AUGGGAAAAAACCAAAGCAAACCGACGUCGCCGAAGAAGAAAAAGGCUAAUAAGAAACUUUCACCGGAGGAGGUUCGCGAUCUCGAACAGAGCACCUAUUGUGAGUUUGUGGAGCUUGGAACUGAAAAUCGGAACUUCUGCCACUUUUCAAUAGCGAAAAAGUCGAAAGUUCACCUUGGAAAUAAGAGAAAUGAACAUUUUCUUGCUUUUCAGACACUAUACUCAAAAACUUUGAAUAUAAUUUUUCAGUCAGCAAAAAAGAGCUCAAAAAAUGGUACAAAGACUUUGUGAGAGAUUGCCCUUCUGGAGAACUACGAAUGGAAGAAUUCCAAGGAAUCUACAAGCAGUUUUUCCCAAAUGGAGAUCCCUCCAAAUUUGCGGCUUUCGUUUUUAAUGUCUUUGAUGAUAAUCAGGUAAUUUUCAUCAUUGAUAAGCAAAUUUUUGGAUAAAACUCGUUCAGGAUGGCCACAUAUCCUUCAAGGAGUUCAUCGCCGCCCUGUCUAUAACGUCAAGAGGAACUUUGGAUGAGAAGCUUGAUUGUGAGUUCUAAUUUUGUUUGAGAAAAAAAACACCGUUCAACAUUGAUUCUGAUCAUAUCCUAGAAUUGCUUAGAGGUCUAAGUUGUUCGAUUAAUUUUUUCCCUUCAUUUCGAAAAAUAGGUGAAGAAAUUUUUUUCCGCUUUGGGAAUUUUUUUGUGAAAUCGUGGUUUUCCUUUUUAUUUUCGAAAAGUAUCAUUUCCUGUGAAGGUAAAAACUGGUAAAACUUCAUAAGAAAAAAAAAUGAAGAGCGCAUUCAAAAAUAAUCGUCUUGAAUUCGAGCAAAUCCACUUAGUUUCAAUUUGCUGAAAAAAAAUCGAUUACUUUUAAUUCUUAUUGUUUCUUCUCAGCUUGUUGGGGAAUACUGAAAAAUUCAGACAAAACAAAGAUGCUCCACGAAAUUCAUAUUUUCCUCCUACACCUCUUUUUUGUUUUUCCUACUGCCAAAGUUAAUUAAGUAACUUUUCAUUUUUCAGAAAGAUACGUCUUUAAUUAAAAAAACCCUCCCGAAUAGACAUAUUUUAUUUUUGCGCCAAUCAAAAAUUCAAAACAAUUUGGAAGCAAGCUACGGCACAUUACGAUUGUUUUGAGGCGUCGUAAUUUUAUAAACGCUUGAAAUUGCAAGUCACUUCAGGGGCGUUCUCGCUAUACGACGUCGACAAGGACGGCUUCAUCACCAAAACCGAAAUGGCAAACAUUGUCGACGCUAUUUACAGGUAAUACGCCGUUUUAUAUGUUAUUUUCGCUGCGAGGCGCGAAGCAAUCGGAAAAAUGAGCCGCUGGGCAAAACCACAUGGGUUGGAAAGAUGUCGCGGGAAACAAAUGAGAGCCAAAUGUUUCUAUUGCUUUGCUUUUUCGUGAGCCAGGCAACCGGUCAUCUCAGUUUUCGCGUCUUCCAGAGGGUGGCUUGAAAUUAGGAAGUGAAGAAAACCGAAAAAACGAAGCUUCAAAUCAGUAGAAGCUGUUGUAGAAGUCUUAAAAAAAUUUCAAAGAAGAAAAAUUUCAAAAAUAGGAGUUGAGCGUUUAAAAAUUUUUUUAUUUGAGGAUGAUGGAGAUUGUCUUUUAACGAAUAACAUUGAUUCUUGAGAAAUUCAUAAAGGCAUGUCGAAAAAAUUCGAAAUUGAAAAAAAAAAUUAAUAAAUCACGGCUGUAAAAAUGAAAAUUUCAAGAAAUCCUUGAACCCAAAAAAGUUUUUUCUGUUCCUCCUAAGUAUUAUUAGAGAAACUCCUACUGAAAGAUGAUGUUUUGAUAUUUUUCACAACAAAAAACAUUUCAGGACUUGUUGCAAACCGAAUUUAUUUUUUAGCAUUUUUCGCACCCACAAAGAGUGAAGAUAGAACAGCAAGAAGCAAUUUAAUUCCGAAAGCAAUUCCAACAAAGUGCAUUUUGCAGUAUUAUAACUGAGUUUACAGCAUGAUUGGCAACAUGCUGGAGCUGCCAAAAGACGAAGACACGCCUCAGAAACGCGUCGAAAAAAUUUUCACCAACAUGGAUAAGGUUAGAAAAAAGGGAUCAGUUUUUUAUAGAAAAAGGAAAAAUUUCAGAACUACGAUGGUAAACUGACGCGGGAAGAGUUCAAAGAAGGAUCCAAGGCGGAUCCUUGGAUCGUUCAGGCCUUGACAAUGGACAUGUCCUCUAGCAAUUGA
Messenger RNA from Caenorhabditis auriculariae, 2182 nucleotides. The record is from the annotation of a GenBank genome assembly. Lineage: Eukaryota; Metazoa; Nematoda; Chromadorea; Rhabditida; Rhabditidae.